Molecule: messenger RNA, 435 nt
Organism: Cylicocyclus nassatus
Lineage: Eukaryota; Metazoa; Nematoda; Chromadorea; Rhabditida; Strongylidae
Source: the annotation of a GenBank genome assembly
AUGUUUGUGUUUGAUCGGGCCAGAAUGUUGCUGCUCAGUCUUGUCAUCCACAGCUGUUUUGUUGCGGGAAAACACUCUGAUGAGGAAAUCCCAGGUUAUCUGCUGAAGACAUUCUGUGGUGAUAUUUUCGAAGGGCGUGUGACAUUUCUGCACGAGUUAAAUUACCCUGGACGAGUCGUAUACCUUCAUGAAGUCGUAAGCUCUGAACCGAAGUACCUCAAGACUCCUGUCAAAGUGAAGGAUUAUCUUUACUCGGACGCUAUAGGGUAUCGUUUAUUGGGCUCAGUAGAAAAGAUCUCAGAUAACCACUGGUUCAUUAACACCACUGAUCUUCGUGAGGCGCUGAAUAGUGCAAAUCCAUCGACGAAGAAAUAUUUAGAUUGGAAGAAUAUGGAUAGAAAUGGAUGGGAAUCACUCUGUGCGUUGGGACCUUAA